AUCAAUUUAUUAUGAACUCGUCUCUAGGCUUGUCCUAUUUUGCUACCGACCCAACACGCUCCGUAUUUCUUUUAUGGUUCCAGGAAUAUUCACGUUGAAUAAGCAACCACUGAAAACACAGCGGAAACAAAAAUCAUGUCUGAAAUAUGAUAUCUAAUUUACGAACGGACAUUUUGUUGGUGUUUAUCUGUGGAAUAUUUCGAAAGAGAAUACAAUAAAACAUGUGCGUUAUCACUUCGUUUGUGGUAAUUUUUUGGAGCAUGAUGCUGUACGCUCCCAUUAAAGCGGAUUUCACCGUUGAAGGAUGCUACAAGGUGGAUGUCCAAAAUCGCAUCUUUGUGACGUCAGCUGGUGACUAUGACCCGAAUGCUAUUGACCACAAGACCUGUGCAGAUACCUGUGGCGCCCUUGAAUACCAGUAUGCUGCGCUGACGAUGGGUCGCUAUUGCCUCUGCAGUAGCGAUACCUACUCCGGUGGUGCCCAGACUGGCACCUGUGACCGCCCUUGCGGUGGUGACAGCGCUCAGUUUUGUGGUGGUUCCGGAAGCGACACGGUUCUCAGUAUCACCCUGACACGGGCUGCAGUGCAGCUCAACAGCACCAAUGAUGUCUUUGUUGUUGGUCAACCUCAGUCCCUUCAACCUGAUGUCACAGGAGAAGCAGUGACAACGUCAUUUGAGUAUGGUGAUGGAUCACCAGCCACGGCAGACGACGCAGUUCAGACGAAGAAUCAUGUGUAUGCACUUCCUGGUCUAUAUGUUGCUAGCAUCUUAGCCCAGAACAGCUAUUCGAGUGCCUUUGCAGGUGCGCAGAUCACUACCUACAUGGGUAUUACUGAUGUCGGUAUGGAUUGCCCGGAGGUAGUUGAACCAUCAACUUUGUUCUCCUGCUCGAUUACAGUUACAGACGGUUCUGAUAUGACCCUGACCACAAACAUCGGAAGUCCAUAUCACAUAGGGACACCAAAUAUUUUCUCAAUAGGGACUGUCUCCCAGUAUGCCUUGUCAACCCUUCAGUAUGAUACUGUGGCAUCUGAUACUGUGUGGAUUUUACCUGGCCAGGAAUUCCUUGAUAAUGGGGCUAUCCGAUCGGUCGAAGUCAAUGUUGAAACUACUGGGACAAUUCACUUUCUGAUCCUGGAACCAUUCUGUAGCGGUGCAGGUGAGAUAUACUGUCUCAUUGACAACCAGUGUUCAUCAUCUCCUUGUGGCUACGAUACCUUGAUGCCCACCAAUCCCUUGUACCAUGCCUCCUGCGAUUCAUCCACGCAUAUCUUCUGUUUAUCUGAACACCGCUGUGCAUCAAAAUCUGACGAGUCCGUCUGCGAGGCAGAACCAGAUCGGUACGUUACAUCAACGGGCGAUGCUUCGCGUGCAAGCUACAGGGUCAGACAUGUCAUUACCCAGACAGCUACCUCCACAGGCUACAACUACUUCGAGAUUCCGGUGGCAGACAGAACUGCCAUUGCGGAAAUCGGAGAUGUCUUGGGUUUCGCUGUUGAUGCAGGGACCGCCGAAGUCAGAUAUGAUACAAGUGAUGGAGCAGUGGCUUUCAGUCUCACAUCGUCAACGCCCACUGCAGGAAUGGAGUUUGUCUCUGGUCUUACCGCUGAGGCAAAACAAUUCCACAUUCGAAUGGCUGCUAUUGAUCCACUCUCUAUUGUUCUGGAGCAUGAGUACCCUGAUGUAGGGACAAACACCAUCUCAGUAAGGGUCAAUAACACCCUGGAUUCGGUCGGUGUCACAGCUGAUAGUGUGGUCGAGGUGCAGAUUCCUAUUCGCAAUUUGAUGAUAACCGUAUCACCAGACCAGCCAUACUUCUCUAGCGAAGCUGAUAUUUCAUUGACAGUUUCUGUUGAUUCGGGAGAUCCCAUAGACUUGGACAUUGACUGGGGAGAUGGCGAAAUACUUCAGUUAAAUAGAUCGUCUGUUCUGCCUGUAUUUGGCCACUUCUACAAUAUCUCAAAUGGCCAGAUAACUAUAACUGUGACUGCAUCCAAUCUCCAUGGAAAUGAGAGCACAUCUGAAACCAUCUACAUUCAACAUCCUGUACUCGAGGAACAUUACAAAAUCAUGCCGGACACCCCCGCUUCCCAUCCGUACCCCAGUCCAGAACAAGGUUACAUCAACAUUACAGUAGAACUCCUGGCAUCAAAUGGGAAACCAUACGGCACGGACCCAAACAUCUCCUUCAGUGGUGGUUACUAUGACAACAGUACCCAUGUCAUGACCUUAAACAACGAAGGAGAUCAGGAGAGUUACAUCAAUCCGGUCCAGUUCCCGGGCACCUUCUAUGUCACAGUGACCAUCGAGAAUCUUGUCUCUUCAAUCACGAUCAUUGAAAAGGUUGAGCUGUAUGGUGUGAUAUCCCCAGACAUCUACCUGAAAGUCCUCUACCAACCAGAAAUACCACCUGACGGUUCGCCAAUAGCAGAUUAUGGAAACAACUAUCCACUAGAGAGACCCAUAGUAUUUGAGCCUGUGUAUUCCUCCGGAACUAAUAUUACUUUUGAAUAUCUUGACUUUGGUGAUGCUGGUUCUGUGCCUGAGAAUACCACUGAGAGUACUCUUGUGCACCAUUAUUCAACGCCUGGAGAGCACACGGUAACCGUUGCCGCUAGCAACCCAGUCAGCGAGCGGUACUUCAUUACUGCCACAUUCCAACUUUUCAGGACAAUCCAUUCAAUAGAAGUAACAACUGGAGACAUCACCAUUCCUAACCAGCCCAAGAACUUCUCCAUCACUAUAGGUCAGAUCGGGUACAACUCGUGUCUGGCCAUUGACUAUGGCGACCACCAGACACCCAUAAUGUACGGUGAAGCGGUGUGCGAUGGUCACUGGAAGUCGCCAUUUGCAGACUAUAUAGGCCCUCUUACUAAUACCAUCAAUCUUCUACAUACAUACUCAGACAAUGGUAGUUUUAUAUUCACUGUGCGUGGGUUCAAUCUCGUUAGCGACAUCUCCAUUGAAGAAGCCUUUGCAGUGACGUAUCUCGAGUGCAACGUGCCAGCUGUAUCCUUCAGUGAUGCACACCCAUAUGCGACGUACCCGAGAUUAGUAGAGACCUUCAACUUUAUAGCUCUGAAGACUGAGACCGACAUCCGUUGUAAAAUACAUGACAACAUCAAGUCGUGGUCAGUGAGUGAAUACAACAGUACCAAUGGUGAGCUUAUCUCUGGUCUCUCUGUGAAUCUUACGGAGCUCGAACCGACUGACCAGUUCUAUAUCGGUGAAGCUAACACUGCAGACAUCAAACUGAAUCCGUACACCUACCCACCUGGGCACUACUGCAUAACAUACUGCGUUGCCAUGGAUAGUAGUAAACUAGAUGGUGUUGUCUUUAGGGCAUGUGCUCGGGAGUACAUACGUGUUUUGCCAUUCAAUCUUGAAGCCAGAGUUGUUGAUGGACAGCUGUCGUCAACCACGGUUGGUCAUGGACAGAUCUUCACUUUAGAUCCUGGGCGCUAUUCAUACGAUCCUUCUAUAGAUCGUGACUCUGACCAGGGAAUCACUGUUUUCAAGUACUACUGCAAGCGUUUCUACGAAGAAUUUCGACUCGACAUAAACAAGAACCUAGUCGACACACCUGUGGAAAUCACAAGUGAUGGAGGACUUGAUGGAGGCUGCUUCGGUACUGGGCCCGGGAGACUGAAUCAUGAUCAAAGUAUUCUCAAUCUCGAUACUGGAUUGAUGAACUAUAACAUGACCUAUGAUAUGACAGUGGUCAUCGAGAAAGGAACCGUCUUCGGUGAGGUCUCGUUUCAGCUGAAGAUUGUCAGUGGGAAUCCCCCUCAACCUGUCAUAAGGUUAUCCGAUGGAACGCCCUCAACCUCAGAUUUUAACGCGAUUAAAAUCAAUCCUUCAGAUGACCUUCGCUUAAGAUCAGAUUGUACUGCUGAUUGUGAUGAUGUGACAUACCAAUGGGAUAUGCUCUUUAACAAUGGUACUCACGUACUGCCCUUAACUGGUUGGGAAGGUUUAGCCACAGGUAUAACCACCGAUGCAGUCUAUAUCGAGCACUCGGCAUUCAAGCUUCAGUCAUCGGUAGUGAACUAUGUCAUCCAGCUUGCUGCUACCAAUGUUGGGGGAGUAGUUGGCAUCACAGAGAUUGAAGCCAAGUUGAACACACCCCCGGAAGGUGGUCAGUGUGAUGUCGAUUCUCGGUCCAUUGAGCUCGGUGAUUCUGUUUACAUCAAUUGUUUUGACUGGCAAGAUGAAGACGGCAUUUUCGCUUACAGAUUCUUCGCUGUUGAUGGUGAUAGCCGCCAGCUAAAGAUCGUAGUUAGCACGGGGCAGGCCUUGGUGCAACUCGGUGUUGGUUCAACGAACAACACCGUAGGAAUCAGCGUCGUUAUCAUAGAUCGCUAUGGAGCAGCCACAGAUGUUGAUCUAGGAAAUGUAUAUGUGGAUCCUGGACGGAAAGCAGAAAAUAUUCUUAACGAGAAUACUGUGACAGACCUUUUGAGUUCAUACAGUGAAUUAGAAGCCGAAGGGAGCUUAGUGAGUGUCACAGUAAGAACUGGAAUUGACAUUUCAGCACUGAAUUAUGAUGCAACAGUUACAAAUAGCAGAAUUGACACUGAAAUUGAAACACACUCUGUUAACCUAGGAACAGAAAACGAAACUGUUACAGAACUUUCAUCAUCCGCAAUACGGGAAUUAGAAGUACAGAAAUUACAGAAGACUUCGAUGCGUGCAUAUAUAAGAAGCCAGAUAGUCACAGUUCAAGCUGCUAUGGAAGUCAAUAACGUUGAAGAUGCCCAGAUAUUGGGAGCUUCUGCAGUAGCAGUUUCUUUAUUUACUAAUGAACUGUCUCAGUCUGCAUUGACCUCACUUAACACCGUUGCUGAUAAAAUACUGGAUGUCACAGAGGAACAAAAAGAUACUCUAUCCUCUGACUCGUUGGCGACAACAGUUUCUUUGCUAUUUGAAAUACUGGGAAAUACCAUCGAAGGAUCAGCAAGGAGUGUGCAGGAGUCGUUACCACUCAAUGACUUUGAGCUUGAAGGGGGGGACCAGAGUUUCAGUGCCUUUCAGAGUGCACUCAGUGCAGCAACUUCCGUUUCGGAUAGUGAAGGCUCAACAACUGAGUGGACACAAGAGAAGGAGGAAAAUCUUCAAAGGAAGAGGGACAAUGGUCGCGUGGUAGUGACGGCUGCUAGAAGUAAGAUAGAAAACAGCAAGAAACUCCUUGCAGCAAAUAUGCUUGCCAGGGAACCUGCUUUUCACAUCAAGUCGGAUACGAUUACCAUGACAUAUCAGAAGCACACCUGUGACAUGCUGACAAAUGAAGAUGUCAAUGAAGAAUUUGGUAGCCUCACACUCCCAUCAACAGCCAAUCUCUUCAGUGACCCUGAUGCCGUUUGCGGUGUCCCCAUUUCACGAACGACAAUCAGCACUCGGUUGAAUUCAUACAACUGGGAAGAGAGCUCUGACCGUAUCUCACUCAAUUCUGGCAUCAUGGAAGUCGUCUUGGAAACUUUGGAUGGCGACCCCAUUCCAGUCUCUGACACCAAAGAACCGGUUAUAAUAAAGGUUGAGCGGAAGAACGGUGAAGAGCCAGGCUGGACCGAGAUUACUUCUGAAUCCUUAGUGAACGUGACCAAUGUGACGUAUCACAGCUUUGAUAUCCUCUACAAUAACACAGCAUUCACCGUCCAGAUACAGGCCGAGAGCGAAUCAUGCUAUGCGUUGCUUCUAGGAUUCAGCGGUUUCCCAAAUGCAAGCAGCUUCGACGACAUAAGAGUUUUCCGCUACGAUAGAGAUGCCAAUGCCACAACCGAUAAAGUCAUUUACGAGGCUUUUUACAGCAACUCCGUGGUCGGGAACAACGCUAGGAAGUACUAUGCCAUGCUGCUUGAGCUUGACUGUGUUAAGCUCUUCAAUGACUACCCUGACUUGUCUUCUUCAGAAGAUAACCAGCUUCUAUGGGCGGCGGGAAAUACCAGCCAGAAUUUUUCAAUGCCUUACGGUUUCCGCAUUCUUACUUCAGGAUGUUCUUACUGGGAUGAAGCAGACGAGAUGUGGCACCAGGAUGGAUGCGAGGUUUUAAGCAGUACAACCUACAGUGAGCAGUACUGCAGCUGUAACCAUCUGACAUCCUUUGCUAGUACCUGGAUUGUUCCCCCAACACCUCUCGACUUUAACUACAUCUUGGAAAAUGCUAGUUUCACUGAAAAUCUCACCAUCUACAUCACUACCAUCGUGGUCUAUGUGUUCUUCUUCUUUAUUUUACUCUGGGCACGACGUCGAGAUCGUAAAGACCUAUUGAAGCUUGGAGUAACACCGCUGACGGACAACAACCCAAACCAUAACUAUUACUAUGAAAUUGUCGUCUUGACUGGGCAAAGGAAAGCUGCUGGAACAGACUCUAAAGUUAGUUUCAUCUUGUCUGGUGAAAAUGAAGAAACAAAUGUACGAGAAUUUGAGGAUGACAAGAGAAAGAUAUUCAGACGAGGAGCUUCUGACCGAUUCCUUAUGGCUGUACCCGGGCCUCUGGGAACAUUGAACUACAUGCGUAUCUGGCAUGACAACUCUGGCAAAGGAAAGAUGCAAGGAUGGUACGUCAAAUACAUUGCUAUCAGAGACAUCCAAACCAGGGAGAGGUUUUAUUUUAUCGUCAACCAGUGGUUCUCAGUGGUGGAGGACGACGGACAGAUUGACCGGCUUAUUCCAGUAGCAGGCCGGGAGCAGAUGCAGAACUUCUCCCACCUGUUCAGCAACCACUCCCGCAAGAAUUUCAACGAUGGCCACCUGUGGUUCUCCAUCAUUGCGCGUCCUCCAGGGAGUCGAUUCACCCGGUUCCAGAGGGCUGCAUGCUGUCUGAUGUUCCUUUGGUUGGAGAUGCUUGUGAACAUCAUGUUUUACAAGGUUACCCCACCUCCUGCUGCCACCAGCCCCAUUGAAAUUGGCCCAUUGAGUCUUUCUCCUGCUCAGAUAAGCAUUGGAAUCCAAGCCAACCUCAUAGUUUUCCCAGUAUCUCUUCUUGUCGUCCAAUUCUUCCGGAAAUCCCGUCCCAGAAAGAUGAGAGAGUCUCGCAUCAAGCUAGCUGCAUUGGUCAACAAGCCUGUUCGGAAACUGAAGCGCCGACCUCGCAAGACAGCACCAGCGGAUUACUCCAAGUUGGAAGACUUUGCAUCACCGAGCAGAAUCGUCCUUGAGGAAAGCAGUAAGCCGGCGAUGAUGAUGAACCCAACAGCAGGUACUAGGGCUGAACCUAGUCUGGUCGUCCCACCCAUCCCCGGUACCUACGACGAGAGUGUGGCCCAAGGCGGUAGAGGCGCGGGUUACUUUGGUGGGGAUUCAUCCCCGACUCCGCAAGGGACAGGAGAUGCAACAGUCUUGAUCCAACCGGAAAAACCGAAACGACGCAAGAAGUUUUCUUUUCCUUGGUGGUUUGUCAUUAUUGCUUGGAUUGUGUUAAUCUUAACUCUGGCGGCAGCUACCACCUUUACAGUGUUCUAUGGCAUCCAGUUUGGCAAUAAGGAAGCUAGUGAAUGGCUCUGCUCAAUUGUUGUUUCCUUUGUCUUUGGAAUCUUCCUCACACAACCCAUUAAGAUUCUUCUGGUUGCGACCUUCAUUGCCUGUAUUAUCAAAAGCCCUAAUGCUGAUGAGGAUACCGAGAUGGAAGAGGAUGAAGAGGAAUUUGAUCUCAGACCUGAUGAAGAGUACCUCCACACAGUCUCUGGUACUGUGUCAAGAAAGAAGCGAAAACUGCCCUACAAGCCACCUGAUCCAGAGGCGUUGGAAAGAGCCAGAGAACAACGUCUCAAGGAGAUUAAGAUGUAUUCCAUCUUCAGGGAGAUCUUCUUCUACGUGGUGUAUCUGUGGGUGGUUCUUGUCAUCAGCUAUGGCAAUUCGGAUCCUUCAGCUUACCGAAUGCAAGAAGACUUCUUCAACGAGCUUGUAAUUGGUCCUGAUUCUGUUCAUUCCUUUACCAAGAUCAACAGUCAUACAUCUUUCUGGGCCUACCUUCACACCACCCUUGUACCGACAAUAUUCCCCCAAACCUGGUAUAAUGGUGAUCCAAGUCCAGAACUGGAAGGAUUUCUUGCAGACCAGAAUGCUUUAAUCCUCGGUUAUCCUGUACUACGACAGGUUCGCGUCAAAAGGGGAGAGUGUGAAGUGGUAUCUGAAUUCACAGACAUAGUACCGGAGUGUAAUGUUGCCUACUCCGUAACGGAUUCAGAUGAAGAAAACUAUGGGCCCGGAUGGACACCGUACAAUCCAAACAUAACAGACAGACCGCAAUAUAACUACACAGCAUGGGAUGACAUAGAAAGUUACCCAGUACUUGGUCGUCAUGCCCUCUACUCUGGAGGUGGGUAUCUUGCCAAACUUCAGGGGAAUAAGACCGACGUUGAAGCUCUCCUGGAUCAGCUCUACCAGGAGGCCUGGCUCGAUAGAUACACACGGGGAGUGUUUGUAGAGAUUGCUUUGUACAAUAGUCAGGUAGAUCUAUUUGGGGUUGUCAGUCUGUUGGCGGAGUUCCUGCCCACUGGUGGCGUAGAACCUUUCUAUCGUAUCGAUAUCAUUCGUCUUUACACCUACGCUCAAGGUUUUGGGGCUGUUCGUCUUGCUUGUGAGAUCCUCUUCCUCGGAUUUAUUGUGUUCUUUAUUGUUCGUGAAAUCAACAACCUGAGACGGGAGGGGGUUAAAAAGUACUUCAAGACCUUCUGGAACCUGGCUGAAUGGAUCAUCAUUGCUUGUGCUAUCGGAGCAACAGUUGUCUAUUUCUAUCGCAAAUAUGUCACAGCCAACCUUCUUGAGGAAUUCAAGGCAACCCAUGGGACAGAGAGGAUCAACCUUCAGUAUGUUGCCUACUGGAAUGAAUUACUUACGUACCUCUUAGGUGUUGUGGUCUUCAUCGGCAACCUGAAGUUCAUCAAACUUCUUCGCUUCAACAAACGCAUCGGGAUCCUGUCGAGCACCAUUCAAAGCUGCACAAAAGAUCUGAUCCACUUUGGUAUCAUGUUUGGAAUCUUCUUCAUCGCUUACGCACUCGCCUUUCACCAGAUGUACCUCCGCCAUCUCCUUGAUUUCUCUGACUUCAUCUUUACCAUGGAAACACUUUCUGCUGCCAUGUUAGGCAAAUUCCACUAUGCUGGUAUUGCUGAAACAAAUCGGAUCCUUGGCCCCAUCUUCUUCUUUUUCUUCAUGAUCACCAUCACGUUCAUACUUGUCAACAUGUUCCUGACCAUCGUAAUUGAGGCGUUCUCUUCAGUGAAGCGAGACAUCACCCGCCAGUCCAACGACUAUGAGAUGGUCGACUUCAUGAUCGGUCAGCUAAAGAAAUGGGUGGGAUGGAACAACAAGACCAAGCCAGAAGACAAGAAGACCAACCCUGUGACAGAGAUGGACAACCAUGAUCCUAUGACAGAGUUCCCUGACAAGGUUGACCAACUCCUUGACUGCAUCGCCAAGGUUUACUUCGAUGCCUCCCAAUUUGAAGACAUCAUCCGCGGGAUGGGUGGGUCAAAGGGGGAGAAUACCAACACCACCAAGAAACGACCGGUUAAAAUUGCUUUGACAGGAUAAUUUGUAUGCACAGCUGUUACGUAAAAAAAAUGCCAAACUUAAUGAAAUGAAUGAUAUAAAAUUCAACUUUAAUUCAAACUGCAUAUUGUGACAAAUCAUGUACAAAAAUUUUGUACAAACGUAAACAAUGAAAAAUAUGGGUGGAUUAUCUUUCUCAUACUUUUGGCCGACAUUUCAAGUACUAGAUAUCAACCAUGACUCAGAAGUAGAAAUAUUCACUCACACAAAAUACAUAAAUAAUCAAUGAUCACUCUUAAUUUGUCCCGUCCUCUGUACAUAAAUGCUCUGCUGAGUGCAAUGCCCGUAAAUGCCAUCCAUAUGUACAAAUGGUAUCGUUUAUUAUUGUGAUUCUUAAUAGAUUAAUUUUGCUGUGAAUUAAUAAUUUAGUGAAGGUGGUGUUUGUGUUUGAAGUGAUAAGUGCAGCCAGCUUUGUCUUAUCUGCUUGUUAUUUUUCCUUUUUCUCUGGCCUAGACCAAUUGCUGACUAAAUGUGAAUUCAGACGACAAAUGGUAAUAUUGAAUUGAUAAACUGAUUGGAAUGAUAGAUCCGAUAUUAAAUCAAAUUUUCUGAAAACAUGUUGCACUUAUUUGUGUUUUUUUUCUAGAUAUCUAGGAAUAAUUGCUUUUGAAAUUAAAGAUUUAAAGUAGCCUGAGCUAUAACAGGGAAACACUUAAUCCCAAAAAGACUUAUAGCAUUAGUUACUACCGAGUAUCACCUGCUAUUAUAGUUCAACGAAAUUGAUUUGACUAAAUAGAAUAAAAUGAAGCUCACAUUAUACUGGAAAUUCUUAUUUGGGUUCAUGAAUACAGCAAUAUGCUAAAUGUUUGCAAAUAAAGUGAUAUUAUAUCAUAUUUUGUAUUGUAACAAUUCAAUAUACUGUAUGCUUGAAAAGUGAAGAACAUGAUUUGACACCUCUAAAAUGUCAUUAACCAUAAACAGUACUUUGGAAAAUAAUAUUUUGGAAAAGGAAAAAGCUUGUAUUAGAAAUUUCAUGUAAAGAUAGUGAAUAGUGGAUGAAUGGCAGUGUGGAAGAUCAAGUGCUCACUGCUCAUGUUAUCCAGACAACUGUUUUCUGAACAUCAUUUGACAUUUUUAGUAUUGUUCUAUAAUAUUUGAUUCUCUUUACUUAAAUAAUGUAUGCAAAAAAAUCAAAUUAUUUAGAUAAGGAUUGAAAUCACUUGAGAUCAACCUGUUUUAGGGUAUAUAUUCACUCAUGUCUUUCAUUGUAAGUCUUUCAUUGCUUUUUUUGUAUAAUGUAUUUCACUUACCGGUGAUCAUUAAAUUAUCUUGAUCUGUAUAUAUGCCUAUAAGAUACACUUUCCUUGUUACUUUAGUAGCGCCCUGAAAUAUCACAGUAUAUACAUCGUCAAGAGCACCUAAUCCCAUUCUCAUAACACUGAAAUAAUUUAGACACUAAGGUACAUUAAUAGUAAUGGGUAGCCACUUAUUUAUUUAGUGUGCUAGAUUCCACCUUAUUCACCCAGUAUAAAUUAUCUUGAUCUGAUGA
This is a messenger RNA of Lytechinus variegatus (green sea urchin), 11043 nucleotides long. RefSeq lists its product as uncharacterized. Gene Ontology annotation, biological process: detection of mechanical stimulus. Lineage: Eukaryota; Metazoa; Echinodermata; Echinoidea; Temnopleuroida; Toxopneustidae. Gene Ontology annotation, molecular function: calcium channel activity; calcium ion binding; protein binding. The transcript has 38 exons. Bases 222 to 9536 code for a protein of 3104 amino acids. Gene Ontology annotation, cellular component: membrane. The record is from RefSeq and is a predicted model, not a curated record.